Molecule: messenger RNA, 8677 nt
Organism: Chlamydomonas reinhardtii
Lineage: Eukaryota; Viridiplantae; Chlorophyta; Chlorophyceae; Chlamydomonadales; Chlamydomonadaceae
Exons: 9
Coding region: 406-6849 (2147 amino acids)
Biological process (GO): regulation of DNA-templated transcription
Molecular function (GO): DNA binding; DNA-binding transcription factor activity
Source: RefSeq, a predicted model, not a curated record
GUGUAGAGCAUUCCAGUGCCCGUGCGUGCGUGCGUGCGCGUGGCAGCGGUCGUGUCGCGGGGCCUGAAAGGAGCUUCCGGUUUCACGGCAAGUGCCGCAGCGGAAUCGGGAGGCUGCCGGACUUGCGGUCAGCCCUUCAGCGCGCGCUCAGUACAGACUUGCAACUUACUGCACACAGACAACCUGUGACACUAUACGCGCGGUACCCUCUGGCUGCAAACGCAGCCCAAGUUGGUGAUGCCAGCCAUCAACAUCAGCGUUCUGCGCGACGCCGCGGAUGUGCCCCUCGCCUACUAGGCACCGCGCUCGCUCAAGCUCGACAUCCUCGCCAUCCAUCCAUUGACGCGACCCCGCGCCAUCGUUGCCUGCUCGGCCACACCUCCAAGACCCCAUCCGACUCCACCAAUGGAGCCGCCCGCAUCCCAAGGCCAGCCAGGUCGCGGCUCGGAGGGCGGCGCGCCGCGGCCGUUGAGCCCGCGCUCCAUCAUGGCCCCGUCCGUGGUCCCGUCGAUGGGGCUGCCGCCGCCGAUGCCGCUGCUGCCGCCGCCGCAAUCCCAACAGCCGCAGCAGUCGCAGCUGACGCUGCCGGCGCACAGCGAGGCGGCCACACAGCAAGACACCCAGCUUGCCAGCAGCGCCGGCGGCUCACAGGGGGCCCCAGCGACGCCCUUCGCCACGGCCACUGGCGGUGGGCUGCAUUUCACGAGCCUCAACGCAAAGCCGCCGCAACAGCAGCAGGCGCAGCAGCAGCAGGUGCCACCGCCCCGGUCGCCGCCCGCCUACCUCAACCCGCCGCCUCUGUUCCAGCAGCCGCGUUCGGCGCACCAGCAAACCGCCGCACCGGCCACGCCAACGGCGUCAGCGACACACCAGCAGCAGCAGUACCAGCAGCAGCAAACGAUGGCGGCGGCGGCGCAGGCAGAGGCCGCGGCCGCUGGCGGCGCUGAUACGCGUUCGCUGGUUGUGACUGUCACCGCGGGUGGUGGUGAGGCCGACGGCGGGCAACAGCCCAUGUCACCUCCUUCUCACCAUUCCCACCAGCACCCCCACCAACCCCACCAACCCCACCAGCACCCUAACCAGCACCCCCACCAGCAGCACCAGCAGCACCAGCAGCACCCGCACCCGCAGUACCACUUCCAGCAGCAGCCGCACGCCGCCGCACCCGCCGGCACCGUCACGCGCCGCUACUCGGAGCCCGUGUGGGGCACGCAGGGCCCGAGCUUUGGCCCAGGCGGCGGCGGCGGCGGCAGUGCCGGCGGUGCUGGUGGCAGCGAGGGCGACGCGUCAGAUCCCGGCUUUGCAUCCUGGCUCAUCCGCUUUGGCGGCAGCGGCGGCGGCGCCGCUCCCAGCGGCGUCGGCGGCCCGGAACCAGUCGGACCCAACAACCUGGACUUUGCCUUUAACAGCGGCCGCCAGACUCCCCAGUUGCCGCCACCGCCGCACCAUCACCAGCACCACCAGCACUACCAGCCGCAACCGCACCCGCAGCAGCAGGCCCAGCCGUACCACCCGCACCAGCAGCACCCGUACGGCGCUGGCGGGUACGGCGGCGGUUACAGCGGUCAGGUGUACGAGCAGCCUGCCGCCACCCGCUACGCCAGCUUGGGCAGUGCAGGACCUGCCGCCGCCAGCGGCGGCGGCGGCGGCGGCAACGGUGGCGCCGCCGCUGGCGUCGCCACUGGCGGCGAUACCGCGAUGGACGUCGAUUCAAUGCUGGUUGGCGGCGGCGGCCCUGCUGGCGGCGGCGGCCCUGGCGGCGGCGGCGGCGGCGGCUGUCAGCAGGCCGAGGACAUGAGCGGUGUGUCGCACCCGCCUCAGGCCCACCAGCAGCGCUACUACGGCACCGCCGCCGCCGGUGCGGGUGCGGGUGGUGGCGGAGGUGACGCCAGCCGCGGCGGCAGUGUCAGCAGCACGGCCGCCGGCGGCGGUGCCGCCGCCGUAGCCGCUGCAGCGGCCGCCGCGGCGGCUGCGCCGCCGCCGCCCGCAAACUGGCUUGCUGAGUCCGCGGCGGGCGUCACACAGCAGCCCCAGACCCAGACCCAGCACCCCUACCAUGACCUGCCCUACCCUCAGCACCCUCAGCAUCCUCAGCACGCGCCCAGCCACGGGGCCCUCCAGCACAAUCAUCACACGCACCAGCCGCACACGCACCCCUUCCACGGCUCCGCGCCGCCCAGCCCCGUACACUUCCUGGCAGUGGGCAGCCCGCCGCCGCCGCCGCCGCCACUCGGCCGCGGCGCCGCCGCCGCUGGCGGCGGCGGCGGUUCUGAGGAUGGUCGCGGCCCGCCAGGCGCGCCCACUACGUUCCGGGGCUUUGCGACGCCUGCUGCUCCUCCGGCUGCUUAUGCGCACAGCUCUGACGGCGGCAGCGGUGACGCCGGCAGCGGCGGAGGCGGCCCGUACCGCGUGUUCAUGCCAUCCAACGGCCAGCAUGCACCCGAGUGCCCCCAUCACCACGCCCAACACCAGCACCAGCAUUACCACCCGCACCCGUACCCGCACCAACACCAGAUGCCACAUCCACCACCACCGCCACACCCGCACUACCAGCCGCCGCCCUACCCCCACGGCGGCGUGUACGAGUACACGCACCACCACCACCACCACCAGCCCCAACAUACGGCACCCCACUACCACCAGCAUCACCAUCAGCACCCACCGCACCAACCGCACCAACCGCAGCACCAGCACCAACAUCAGCACCACCAGCACCACCAGCAGCAGGAGCAGCCCAACGCCCUCGUGCAGUACCAGCCUCUGCAGCAGGGCCGCGCCUCUUACCCCGGCGCCACCAUACGGACCAGUAACGGCGGCGGCGGCGGCGGCGGCGGCGGCGGCGGCGUCAGUGAGUUGGAGCGGCCCGGCAGCCCCAACGGCAGCACCCAGUCAGCUGCCAGCAACCUCGUAGGCGGCGGCGGCGGCGGCGGCAGUGGCGGCAGCGGCGAGCGCCAGCGCCGUCCCCUUGCCGAGCUCCACAGCGAUAUCCACCAACACCAGCCCCAACACCAGCAACACCAACACCAGCAGCACCAACACCAGCAGCAACAGCACAAUCACCAACAGCAGCAUCAACAGCAGCACCAGCACCAGCAGCCGCGUAUCUCGCGUCGCGCCAGCGCGCCCGUGCCGUCGGGCGCCGUGGCGGCGGCGGCGGCGGCGGGCGCCGCCGCCCGGCCGCCGCCGGGCAGCCGUCGCCGGCGGCGCUCCGGCGCGGGUGACUACGACGGCGAUCCCGACUUUGUGCCUGAUCGGGCCCGUGGCGGCGGCGGCGGCGGCGGCGGCGGCGGCGCCGUCAGCGAUGCUGUUGUGUUGUACGGCGGCCCUGGCGCGGGCCGUGCUGGGUACGAGUACGGGUAUGAGGAGGAGUAUGAUGAGGGCGAGGAGGAUUACGAGGAGGAGGAGGAUUAUGAGGAACAGGACGACGUGAAUGAUGAGGAUUACAAUGCGGAGGAGGACGGGUACGUGCCGGCACGCGACGCGGCCGGCGGUGGUGGCGGCAGGGGCGGCGGCGGCCGGCGGCCGCGGCAGCCCAAGGGCGGCGCCGCCCGCGCGGUGCCGCUGCCGCUGCCGCCGCCGCAGACGCGUGUGAAGAAGACGGGUACCUCGGCUUACCGCGGCGUCACCAAGCACCGCUGGACGGGCAAAUGGGAGGCGCACCUGUGGGACUCGUCGGUGGCGAGGAAGAAAACAUCACCGGGAGGCAGGUCGCGCGGCAAGCAGGUGUACCUGGGCGGCUACCUGACGGAGCUGGAUGCGGCGGAGGCGUACGACAUGGCGGCGCUGGUCUACUGGGGCGAGGCGGCCACACUCAACUUCCCCAAGGAGCACUACGACUGCCGGCGUGCCGAGCUGUCCACGCUGGACAAGGACGGCGUGGUGGCGCUGCUGCGCCGCCGCUCCACCGCGGCCGUGGGCGGCAGGGGCGCAUCCGCCUACCGCGGAGUCACCCGACACAACCUGGCGGAGCGGUGGGAGGCGCGCAUCCACCUCGGCGCCAACCAGUACCUGCUGCUGGGUGAGUUCACGGAGGAGACCGCCGCCGCCGCCGCCUACGACUACGCCGCGCUGCGCCGCCGCGGCGUGCACCGCGCCCUCACCAACUUCAACCCAGCCACCUACCUGGACCCGGACGGCACGUUGAUAUCCGUGGACCGGCUGCAGCCGGCGACACGCGAGGGCUUGUCCCUCAACAGCCUGCAGCGCCUGGAUGAGGACCUGCGCCGCCAGGAGGAGCAGCAGCAGCAGCAGCAGCAGCAGGGCAGGAAGGCGGCGGCGGAGGUGGCGGCGAAUGCUGAGGCGGCGAAUGCUGAGGCCGGCCAGAAUGGUGACGGCGAGGGAGGCGGCGUGGGAGGCGCGGAGAGGAUGGAUGCGGCGGCGGACCGUGAUGCGGACCCAGAUGCCGACCCGAAUCCGGAUCCCGAGGAGCCCAAUCACCUGUAUGAGCAGGUGAUGAAGCAGCUGGCGGAGGAGGGCAGGCAGCGUCAGGAGGCAGUGGUGGCGGCGGCGGCCGCUGCAGCGGCGGCCGGGGCGGCGGCGGCGCCGCCCGCCGCCGUACCAGCCGCCGCGCCCGCUGCGGCCUCCGGCCGCAGGGGCGGGGCGGCGGGCGGGCGCAGAGGCCGCGGCGGCGGUAGGAGCGGCGGCGCGGCGGCAGCGUUGCAGCUGCCGGAGACAGCGGUCGCCGACCUAGGCCGCCGCGCGCCGCCGCUGGGCAUGACGAUCAUGACUCGUGCCGUGAGUGCCCCUGGCGAGGUCGUGUGGACAACUGCUGCGGGUGGCGUGGGCGCCGGCGACAAUGGCAGUGGCGGCGGCGGGGGACUUGAGGAGCCGGCCAGUCCGCUGCCGCCGCGCCUGCGCAAGCACCACAAGCAGGACCAGCAGCAGCAGCAGCAGCUGCUGCCAGGUGUGGCGGCGUUUGCGACGCCGGGCCCCGUCCGCCCCGUUGUCACGUCCACGGCCAUCACCUUCACCGGACUCACACCAGACGUGGUCGCGGCAGUCACCAGCGGCGGCAGCGCCGGUGACGGCGGCAGCGCUGGCGGCGGCGCUGGCGGCGGCGCUGGCGGCGGCGACGCUGCAGCGCAUGCGCCGGCAGGCCAGCUGCAGGCGGCAGCGCCGCCGCCGCCGCCGCUGACCCGUCGGGGCACUCGGUCCACACGCUCCGGCUCAGCUGCGUCCGCGUCCGCGGCCGCAUUGGAGCAGCUGCUGCUGCCGCACACGCCGCCGCCCCUGUUCACCGUCACCACCAACAGCGCGGGCAUGAACACCUCUUGCGGCGCCGUGCCCGGCGGCGGCGGCGCCGCCGCCGCCGCCGCCGCCGCCGCCGCCGCCGGUGGCGGCGGCACUGCGGGGCUGCCGGCGGCGCCUGCGAGGCCGUCCUCAGGCAUGGGCCCCGUCGUGACGACUCUGAAUUACCUCGCUCGUGCCACCAGGUCGCCGUCGACGGGCAGCAAUGCCAACGCAGCCGCUCCUGCUGCCGGCGGCCCCGCCAGCGGCCCCGGCGGCCCCGGCGGCCCUGGGAGCCCGAGCCGUGCACGCAGUGUGCAGCUGGCCUCGCUCCCAGCCGCCGCCAGCGCUGCCGCCGCGCCCGCCGCCGCCGCCGCCCCGGGCCCGGUGUUUGGUAUGGCUGCUGCUGACGAUGGCGCGGGCAGCAGUGAGCGCAGCAGCAACCACUUGCUCGCCGCCGGCAACUCCAAUGAGAGCGGCGGUGGUGGCGGUGGCAGUGGCGGCGGUGCUGCCGCAGGCGCGCCGUCGCUCCUGGUUGCCGCGCAGCGGCGUGCCAGCUACGCCGGCGGCGGCCAGACGCCCCAGCCACCCCCACAGCCCCAGCAGCUGCAGCCGCCGCCGCCGCCGCCGCAGCAGCAGCAGCUGCAGGCAUGGGCGUCUGCAGGUGAGCAAGGUGGCGGCGGCGUCAGCGGUGGCGGUGGCGGCGGCAGCGGGGCCGGAGGGGCCGGCGGCAGGUCCAUGGCGGCGAUGACGCCCGAGGCAACCAGUUGGCGCUGGGGUGGCGGCGGCGGUGGUGGCGGUGGUGCCUUUCCGCAGCAGGUGCCGCUGCCGCUCCCCCCGAUGCCCACGCCCGGUGCAGGCACCGGGGCAAGCUCACAGCAGCAGCAGCAGCAGCAGCAGGCCCACAGCGCGGUUGUAGGGGCUGUUGCCGGACAUGGCUACGGCUACAGCCAAUACCAUCACCACCACCACCAACAACAACAACAACAACACCAACAACAGCAGAUGUCGCACAUGCAGCCGCCGCCGCAGCACCCGCUGCUUCAACCUCAGAGCCCUCGAGGGCUGCAGCUGCUGGAUGAGGAGUACCACUUGUCCCUGCUACGGCAGAACCAGCAGCAGCACCAGCAGCAAACGCAGGCUCAGCAGCAGCACCAACACCAGCAGCACCAGCCUGCCGGCAGCUCGGACCACCAGUCGCAGCAGGAACAGCAGAACCAGCAGCAGCAGGAGCUGCAGCAGCUGCAGUGGUGGCCCUCCGGUGCUGUAGACCCCACUCGUGGCAGUGGCGGCGGCGGCAGCGAGCAGCAGACUGUUGUGGCCGUGGGCGUGCAGCAGCACCAGCACCAGCACCAACACCAGCAGUUGCAGCUGCCGCCGAUGCCGCCGCCGCAACAGCAGCUACUCCAGUACCAACACCUGCAGCAACACCAGCAACACCAGCACCAGCACCAGCACCAGCCGUCGGCGCCUCAGCUGCAGCAGCAGGUGUCCUACGCGGCCUCCCAGGGCGCCCCCGGCUCGGGUCUGCUGCUUGGUGAGGGGGCAACGGACACAGACAUAGACAUGACCGAGGCCGGUGCAGGUGCAGGUGCCGGCAGGCCCCGCCUGCACAGCAUGUGAUGAUGGUCGGGCCGCAGAGGCACACCGUGAUGGCACACGCAUGUGGUGGCGGCCCGGGCUGCGGCUUCGCAUGAGAGUCCUUGGGCAUGCAAGCAAGGGACGUUUGGGGCUGGCGGCGCACCCGCCUGCUGGCACGCGUGGUGUGCACUGGCGGGUGCUUGUGGGUCGGGACAGCGUUGGAUGGUUGGGCAGCCGCGGGCUGGCGGCGGGAAGGUAGGCAGCAGGAAUAAGUGACUGGCAUGUUGUUCGCCGCAUGAAUUGCUGGCACACAGGGCUAUACAACUUGCAGGCGGCGGGCUAGCCGUAGGGUGGCAAGGAAGGUAAAGGCAGCAAGGGGUGACAUCGCCGUGACCAUGCACACACCUGCGCUAUCCCGAGCCCGAGCGGGUUUCGUGAUCUUGGUAUGCCUGUUUUCAUGCCUAAUGCGAUUACCUGACCUGCGUUAGGCGUGUCGUUUGUACAUAUCUUUUUGUGCUUUCUGGUUUGCUUUCUGCAAGCGUAGCAGUGAAUAGUCUCUUGACUUAGGAACACAGCCCACCGUGGGAUGUGUUGCAUGAUCCAUGGCACAUUGAGCGUGACAAAAGAGGACGUAGCGCGCCCACAUAAUCUUGCCCACAUACCUCAUGUCACAGUGCACAUGACUUAGUAAUUUUGUUACGUACUUACGGCGCACGCCAAUCGCUUAGGAAACUGGCACCACGGGCGGCGGCAGCGGCAGUUGUGCCAGUGUUUGUGCUGAAGUCCCGACGUGGGUGCACGUGCGGGUGGUGAUGCGCAUGGAACGAACCAGCUAUAGCAGCGUGGCGCUCGCUUGUGUGUGGCUGUGAACUGCUGUGAACAUCUGUGAACAUACGGUAUGCGCAUGUUGGUGGGGGGCGGCAGUGCAGGGUACAAAUGAGGGCUGCGCGUCGUGCGUUGAAGAGGUGGGUAAGCAGGCGCUCCGACUCAAGGGUUGUCCGGGGUUGCAAAAUAGAGUAAUAUUUCUUUAGUCACACCCAUGGAACCGCAAGGAAGGGCGUUGACAUGGAAUGCCAAGGAGGCAAGAUGCGUGCAAAGACCAUUACAGAGGUGCGGGUGUGGUAGUGGUGAUGGGGGGUGGACACGAUCACACGCGUCACCAGGCCACUACGAUAUCAGCGGCUUGCUUUGGGACGGCGAGGAGCAGGUGGCAGUGCCGGUCUGUGCCGGUGGGCUGGGGGUGUGGGCUGCUUUCGGCCGCUGAGCAACCUUAGAUUCUGAUGUUCUUUUGUGUCCUGGCUAUGAUAUUUUUUCUUGUCCUUUCGCGACGUUUUCGAGUCCUGCCUCCCUAAGGCAGCCACCUCCUUGUUGCAGGUAACGCGUGUGCUACUUUUCCUCGACAACUGCCGUGUGCUAUUUGCUCAGCCCAUUUUUGGGGGGGACAAACCAUCCUCCCGUCGCAACUGUGUGGAGGAAGACGGUUGGCGUAGCAACGAUGCAGCAUGGGGCUAGGUGUGGCUGUGGUGGAGGGGGUAUGGAUCUCCAGGAGAAACAACUUGAUCUUCCAUUCGCGCAUCCUUUUUUCUAUUUCCGUUGUGAAUAAGCUGGUGUCACGACUGUGCAGCGGCAGAGGGUCAGCCGCAAAGUACAGAGCACGAGGUGUUUGCGCUGGGGGCACGGUUGUGGGUGGGUAGCUAGCCUCGCUGGGGCGGCCGGGUGGCGCGCUUGCGCGCGUCUCGAAGGUCGGUGGCUCUGUUCCUGGUGGAGAAAUGAAACUGCGAACACACGCGCGCAUGUGCACCGAUUGCGCAUUUCUGGACGCGCAUGUCAAUGUAAGAAGACGUAUAUCGUGUUGUAACGCAACGUAAGU